CACGUAAUCUCCUGUCUUCACCCACUUCCUUGCUUUUUUCAGAAAAAGAACUUACGAAAAGUUGGAGUUUAAUACAGUCGAUACCUAAAUUACACAAACGAAAUCCCCCCUUUCAUUCUUCUGUUUGAAUCAGGAGCAGAUUCUCUCUCUCUGUUUUCUAAUCACGAGUUCUUGAUAAACCCUAACCCUAAAUCUAAAUCGCACACCCCAGAAAAAGGCGAAGAGAAGAAAACCUGAUAAUUGCUCGAUUUUUUAGAGUUAUUGAAAAACCGUCUUCUUUAAAUCCACACCAACGAAAAAAAGCCCUGUAAUUUGCGACUGAAUCUCUUAUGUUUCUAGAUUGAUUAGAAAAUGAAAGUACCAAGAGGGUUUAUCGCUAAACUAUGGAGCUUCAUCUCCUUCCUUCCUUUCUUCCUCCUCCUCCUUUCUCUCGGUCUGCUUAAAGGGGUGAUAAUUGGCCCAAUUGUGGUGGUGAUAAUGGUGGUUGGAAAUUCGUCGGUGGCCAUCGGACUUUGGCCGGCGCAUUUCUUCUGGACUUACUACUGUGUUCUCAAGACUAAAAGGGUUGGAUGGGUGUUGAAAUUGCUUGUUCUUCUGUUCUUACCUCUUCCUCUUGUACUAUGGCCGGUUGUAGCCAUCGUCGGCAGCCUCCUCGGCGGAAUAGGUUUUGGGUUUUUCUCUCCGUUAAUCGCAACCUUUGAAGUUAUUGGCACAGAUCACAAAGACAAGUGCUUCCAUUGCUUUGUUGAUGGCUGUAGUGAAGAAAUUCCCGCCGGCGAGAAACCAGUCGACAUCAGAUUAUCCAAAUUGCCAAAGAGUCUAUUCAUCAUCCCCAUCGCCAUCGCCAUCGAUGUACCUCUGAUAACCGGCGUUGCUCUAUGGAAGAGUCCAUACAUGUUGAUUAUCGGAUGGAAGAGACUAUUAGAAGACUUAAUCGGGAGAGAAGGCCCUUUUUUGGAAACUGUCUGUGUGCCUUUCGCCGGACUUGCCAUCGUCUUAUGGCCUUUAGCAGUCGCCGGAGCUGUAAUCGCAUCUCUCUUCUCCAGUUUUGGUCUUGCUCUAUAUAGCGCCAUAAUCGUCCACCAGGAAGAUUCAAUCAAGUUUGGAUUUGCGUACACCGUGGCUGUGGUUUCAUUGUUUGAUGAGUACACAAACGACUUGCUUUACUUAAGAGAAGGAUCAUGCUUUCCUAGACCAAGAUAUCGUGAGAACAUGAAAGCAUCUGAUGGAUUAGAGAGAAGGAAUUCAAUUGAUAUGAAGAACGAAAAGGAAAGCUCAAGAGGGUCAAGAUUGGUUUCACAACGUUCAAAAACUUUGAAACAGGCUCUUCAACAAUACACACCUGUGCAAGUUUGGGAUUGGUUGUUCAAGUCAUGUGAGGUGAAUGGAAGAAUACUUUUUCGCGAUGGUUUGAUAGAAGUUAAAGACAUUGAAGAAUGUAUAGUGAAGGGGAAAUGUAAGAAACUAGGGAUCAAAUUACCCGCAUGGUCUAUAUUACAGUGUCUUCUUGCUUCAGCAAAAUCUGAAUCUUCAGGUUUAAUUAUUUCGGAUGAGGUGGAGCUAACGAGGACAAAUUUACCGAGGGAUAAAGUAUUUGAGUGGUUCAUUGGGCCACUUUUGAUAAUGAAGGAGCAAAUCAAGGGGCUUGAAUUGAGUGAAGAUGAGGAGUUUUGUUUGAAAAAGCUUGUGAUGAGGAACAAGAACGAGAGACCGGAAGAUUGGGAUGAUACCGGUUUCCCAUCCGGUGAUCAUGUCAGACGAGCACAACUACAAGCUAUCAUACGACGGUUGCAGGGUAUAGUGGGUUCGAUGUCUAGAUUGCCAACUUUUAGGAGGAAGUUGAAGAAUUUGGUGAAGGUAUUGUAUCUUGAGGCACUUCAGUCGGGAAUUAUAGCGAGCCAGGGACAGGGUGGGGGUAGUUCGAAAAGUAGGCGUAAGGGUCAGGGUUCGGUUGGAACCGUGGACACAAAAGGUCCAGUCGUGACCCAAGAAGAGAGGCACAGACACAACCCUCAGGUUCCUGAGGAUGUGGUAUGAUUUGUAUCGAGUUUAAUUUCCUAAUCACAUGGAUGGUGUUUCAGUUGGAUGUGGAUGCUCGUAAUGCUUUAUCAUUCGGCAUCAUUUGUAAAUAGAAGGGUAAAUUGGUCAUUUACUUUCAUUGGACAUGUGAUUUGGUUCGAAAAAGAAAGUCCUAAUGUAUAUAACACUUACUUUAUCUAUUACCUUGAAUUUCAC
Molecule: messenger RNA, 2235 nt
Organism: Lactuca saligna
Lineage: Eukaryota; Viridiplantae; Streptophyta; Magnoliopsida; Asterales; Asteraceae
Source: the annotation of a GenBank genome assembly